Molecule: messenger RNA, 246 nt
Organism: Soboliphyme baturini
Lineage: Eukaryota; Metazoa; Nematoda; Enoplea; Dioctophymatida; Soboliphymatidae
Source: the annotation of a GenBank genome assembly
CUGAUAAAAUUUUUACUAAAUUUCUCUUGCAGGAAAGUGUGUACGCUGCUGAUUCAAAGGGGGACGUUAAAGCAAGGAUCGGUUCUCGUCGCUGGAACGACGUACUGCAAAAGUCGAGCACUUUUUGACGAACAUGGUGUCAGAAUUACUGAAGUAGUACCUUCUUUCCCCGUGGAGGCGAUCGGCUGGAAGGACCUACCGUCAGCGGGCGAAGAGUUCCUGGAAGUGGAGUCUGAGGCAUGGUAG